AUGGCUCAAACCUUUGAACGCAUCGCGAACAACUUACAGCCCAAAAUUCAUCGAUGCGCCCGGGCUCCGCAGAGGAUAGUUGAAUUCGAGAAAGCCAGACCGUCUUUCUUCGGCGUCAAGGCUUGCGCUGUUGACCAUGACAUCAACGACCUCUCUUGGGGAAAAGGGUCCGACUUUAUCCUCGAUUUCGGCAUCCAUAUGGUCGGAUAUCUUUCAUUCCACUUGGACUACGUCGGGCAAAACAUGGACGCGCCAUGUCGGCUCCGUCUCACCUUUGGCGAGUCGCCACUUGAUGUGACAAUGGAUAUGAACAAUGUGAACACCUGGAUCAGCACCGCUUGGCUUCCCGACGAGGUCAUCAAUAUCGACAUAUGCCCGCAGACAAUAAGUCUUCCCCGUCGAUACUCCUUCCGAUACUUGCGCCUUCAGAUCAUUGAUACGUCUCCCAAGUUCAAGGUGUCGUUCUCGAAUGUACAAUGCGAAUCAGUCAGCGCCGUCAGUCAAGGCCAUCAGAUCGAUGCGGUUGAGUUUCCAGAUCCCCUUCUGCAGGACAUCGACCACGUUUGUAUUUCCACGCUGAGAGAUUGCAUGCAGACUGUAUUUGAAGAUGGCCCAAGGAGAGAUAGAAGGCUUUGGAUUGGAGAUCUUCGUCUCCAAGCUCUAGCAAACUACAGCACAUUUCGGGAUUUAGAUCUUGUCAAGAGAUGUAUUUUCCAGUUUGCAGCAGUCCGACGUGAGGACGGCUCGUUGCCAGCGUGCAUCUUUGAAAAGCCCACGUUGACAGCUUCGACAGACUACAUCGCCGACUACGAUGCUCUAUUUGCCGCUAUUGUGUAUGACUAUGUUGAGGCUUCUGGGGAUAUGGAGACUGGGCUUCUACUUUGGGAGACUGUUCUCGACUGUCCAAAGCGACUACUGAGCAACCUCAAUUCCACAUCCUAUGUUUUCGAGGCCGAGCGCAGCAAGCAUCACAUCUUUCUCGACUGGGCAAAGGGUCUCGAUAAGAGCGCGGGAGCUCACGGGGUAUUACUUUAUUGCCUGAAGGUUACGAACAAGCUCGCCGUGCGCCUGAACCAGCAGCCUCCCUACAACGAACUAAUUCUCAAAAUGACAUACGCUGCAAACUCAUUCCUAAAAGACGGUAUUUUUGUGUCUGGGCAAGCUCAGCAAGUCAGCUAUGCCUCCGCCGCAUGGCUCGUUCUAUGCGGAGCCUUUCCUCCAGAAAUCGCUCGCAAAGCCUUCCUCGCCACUCUUGCACACCCAAAUGCCGUGAAGCCACUAACGCCUUACCUAUGGCACCACGUUUGCGACGCUCUCGCGAUGCUGGGAUGCUACAAUGAAUGCGUUGAUCUUAUCAAGUCUUACUGGGGCGGUAUGGUGGAGGCAGGGGCAGACACGUUCUGGGAAUGUUAUGAUGCGCAGGAUUGUAUGGCUAGUCCAUAUGGGGAUGUACGGAAUAACAGUUGGUGCCAUGCUUGGAGCUGUACGCCGACAUACCUGCUUAGGACGACGCUGCGAGAUACGGUCAAGGCGAGAGGCGUGGGUAAGGUCACGGUGGAUGAGCUAGACCAAAAAUGGAUCAAGAGGUCUUUGGGUGAUUCUGUAGCAUAA
Messenger RNA from Fusarium oxysporum Fo47, 1611 nucleotides. Its product is annotated as Six-hairpin glycosidase-like protein. Gene Ontology annotation, biological process: carbohydrate metabolic process. NCBI's taxonomy places the organism in Eukaryota, Fungi, Ascomycota, Sordariomycetes, Hypocreales, Nectriaceae. Bases 1 to 1611 code for a protein of 536 amino acids. The record is from RefSeq and is a predicted model, not a curated record. The transcript has a single exon.